AUGAGAAAGAAAACCGGCCAGAAGAAGCUAGAGAGUGAAGAUGAAUGGUACUCAGAAAAUGAAGAUUAUGAAGAGGACUAUGAGGAUGAAGGGGAUUACAAAUCUGAGGUAGAAGAGAUGGAUUAUGAAAGGACUGAUAGGUAUGAACAAUUAUUACAUGAUUUCGAAGUAGAAUCAGAUUGUAGGUUGUUAUGGGAAGGCCAUAAUGAUAUUGCCCAACAGUGGUGGGAAUAUGAGAAUGGAAAAGGAGCUGAAAUGUCACUUUCCCAGGACGAAGUAUACUUAGUGGACGAUUUAAGGACCAUCCAGAGUGAAGAAAGCUUCUCUGAUAUAACCUGGAUGGAAUGGGAGCCCAAAAAAAAUGUUCUUUGGCCCCUUACACCUGAAGAAGUUAUAGAAGCCUCGGAGGAAGAAAAUGACUCCAAGUAUGAGGAAACGUCAGAUGAUGAUGAGUCCCAAAUAGAAGUUGUAAUAAACAGUGGAUCGACAAGUCUAAUCACCCCGGAGGAAAAAACUUUGACUGAAGAGUGGAAGGUUAAUAAGAGUCUUGCAAACCAAGUAAAACAAGAGGAUGCAAUGAUGAAUGAAUUUAUCAAAUGGCCAAAAGAUGACCAGGAAGAAACCUUUGAGCCACAAGCCAUUGAUAUCGGCACAGAGGGAAUUGGUAUUGAAAAGGAUGAACAGGCAAUAAAUAUGGACGUGCCUAUAUAUAUACCUGUCUUUCUUUUUACUAAGUUAACUCCUAGAAGACGCCAAAAAUUGGUCUUUGCAGGGAAAACCCAGCGCUUCAAAAAUGAGUUCUUUCUCUAUGACCAUCCUACCCUUAAUGACUAUAUAGCAGCCCAGGAGCUCAAUUUAAGGGAGGCCGUAUAUUGGGUAGAUUUUUAUAGCUAUCCUUUAAUUGCCAACGACCCAAAUGAAUUACUAAUCCUGCAAAACCAGAUGCAAAAUGAAGUACGACAAAGUGAAGCCCGGCAGUUAAUGACUUUACAAACCGGCAUUGACCCUGGGUGUGACCGAAGACUUGUGGAUGAUAAUAGUGUUCUUAUAUUACCUGUGGAAAUCGAGUUGGAUUAG
This is a messenger RNA of Dentiscutata erythropus, 1077 nucleotides long. Lineage: Eukaryota; Fungi; Glomeromycota; Glomeromycetes; Diversisporales; Gigasporaceae. The record is from the annotation of a GenBank genome assembly.